AUGGCUCCUCCAGUCUGGACUCUGGUGCUGCUGGUGGGGGCUGCCUGGGGCCGGGGCCACAUGCCUGCCCCUGUCCGGAAAGAGAAGCCUCCGGACUGGAAGCCGGUUGCUCACAGCUCUAGGGAUAACCCUAUUCUCACUCAGUGUGACUUUGAGGAUAACUCCAAACCCCUCUGUGACUGGACCCAAGUGUCCACAGAUGAUGGGGACUGGACUCGAGCCAGUGGACCCUCCCCCAUCGGCAGCAUGGGUCCCCCUGGGGGCUACCCCAAUGGAGAGGGCCACUACCUGCACAUGGCAUCAAGCACUUUCCACCGGGGCGGGGUGGCCCGCCUAUGCAGCCCCCCCAUAUGGAAGCAAGGCCCCCUCUGCGUGCACUUCGCCUACCACAUGUUUGGGCUUUCCUGGGGCGCCCAGCUCAAACUGCUGCUGCUCAGGGACACCAAGAAGAAGCGCCCCAGCCUGCUCUGGAAACACACUGACACCCAGAACCCCUCCUGGAUUCCCACCACUGUCACCGUGCCUAUUGGGCUUACCCUGCCCAGUCAGGUGAUGUUCGAAGGAGUGAGGGGCAGCACAGCUUACCUGGACAUCGCUUUGGAUGCCAUCUCCAUCCACCGGGGCUCCUGCAACCAGAUCUGCAUGAUGCAAACGUGCAGCUUCGACAUUCCAAAUGAUCUCUGCGGCUGGAGCUGGAUCCCGACAGCCUCUGGGGCCAAGUGGGUCCAGAAGAAGGGGUCGUCUGGGGUGCCGAACGUGGGGCCUGAGGAUGAUUUCUCCAGCCCUGGCAGUGGCUUCUAUAUGCUCCUGGACCCCAAGAAUGGAAAACCAAUGCAGAAAUCUGCCCUCCUGAGCCCCCUGAGCCAGUCCUCUGGCUGUCUGAGCCUCUCCUUCCACUACGUCCUCCAUGGCCAGUCACCUGGUGCAGCCCUCACCAUCUAUGCUUCCGUCUUGGGCAGCAUCAGGAAACACACUCUUUUCUCAGGACAACCUGGACCCAACUGGCAGCCUGUUUCUGUCAAUUACACAGCCCAGGGACAAAUUCAGUUCACUGUGGUGGGUGUGUUUGGAGAGUCCCCAGAGCCAGCUGUGGCAGUGGAUGCGAUCAGCAUUGCUCCCUGUGGGGAGAGCUUUCCUCAGUGUGACUUUGAAGAUGAUGCCCAUCCCUUCUGUGAAUGGGCCCAGGCAUCAGGGGAUGGUGGACACUGGACCCGGGGAAGAAAAAAUAUGCACAUCCAGGGUACAGGUGCUUUUGGAGGUUCCAAUGGAGGUCGCUAUAUCUAUGUCGAGGCUGACAACUUCUCUGAGCCAGGCCAGUCUUUCAGACUGGUGAGCCGGCCCUUCUGUGCCCCGGGUGCGAUCUGUGUGGACUUUACCUACCACAUGUAUGGCCUGGGAGAGGGCACUAAACUCAACCUCCUGCUGGAGAGUCCUGCGGGCAGUUUCCCAACUUCUCUCUGGCACCGCGUUGGGUCUCAGAGCCCCAACUGGCUGAACACCUCUGUCACCAUCCUUUCGGGGCAUCAACAGCCCAUGCAGCUGAUAUUUGAGGCCAUCAGAGGGACCAACUCUGCCUUUGUUGUUGCCGUGGGUUUUAUCUUGAUUAAUCACGGGACUUGUCGAGUGAGAACUGUGCCAACGGCGCCUCCUUCCAAAUCCCCAAUUUCCUCCUCUGGCCCUUCUGAAACCCUUGUCUCCACAGAAAAACCUAGGACUCCCACAGAAAAAGCUACAGCUCCCAAAGAAAAACCUAUGGCCGCUACAGAAAAACCCGCUGGCCCCCAUGAAAUAUCCACUGUUCCCACAGAAAAACCCAUGGUCCCCACAGAAAAACCUAUGACCCCCCAGAUAAAACACAUGACCGUCACAGAAAAACCCACUGCCCCCAGUGAAAUAUCCACUGUCCCCGCAGAAAAACCUAUGACCUCCCAAAUAAAAUCUAUGGCCCUCACAGAAAAACCCACUGUCCCCAGUGAAAUAUCCACUGUCCCCACAGAAAAACCCAUGGCCCCCACAGAAAAAGCUAUGACCCCUCAAAUAAAACUUAUGGCUCUCACAGAAAAACCCACUGUCCUCACAGAAAAACCCAUGGCCCUGACAGAAAAGUCCACAAUCCCUACAGAAAAGCCCACUGUUCCCAUUGAAGACCUCACCAUUCCUACUGAAAAGUCCACCAUCCCCAUAGAAAAAACCACAGUCCCAACAGAAAAGCCCACUAUUCCCACUGAAAAACUCACUGUUCUCACUAAAGAGAUCAUCGUUCCUGCUGAAAGGCCUACCAUCUCCACAGAAAAACCGACUGUCCCCACUGAAAAGACCGCCAUCUCCACAGAAAAACCCACUGUCCUCACUAUAAAGACCACCAUACCCACAGAAAAACCCACCAUCCCCACUGAAAAGACCACCAUUCCUGCUGAAAGGCCUACCAUCCCCACAGAAAAACCCACUGCCCUCACUGAAAAGACCACCAUCCCCACAGAAAAACCCACUGUCCCCACUGAAAAGACCACCAUCCCUACCAAAAGGCCUACCAUCCCCACAGAAAAACUCACUGUCCCCUCUGAAGAGACCAUUGUCCUUACUGGAAGGCCCACCAUCCCCACAGAAAAACCCACCACCCCUACUGACAAGAUCACCACCCCCACAGAAAAGCCCACUGUCUCCACUGAAAGGCCCACCAUCCCCACAGAAAAAUCUGCCCUUCCCACAGAAAAACCCACCAUCCCCACUGAAAGGCCCACCAUCCUCACAGAGAAACCCACCACCCCUACUGAAAAGACCACCAUCCCUAUAGGAAAACCUACUGUCCCUACUGAAAAGAUUACUGUCCCUACCAAAAGGCCUACCAUCCCCACAGAAAAACCCACCUUCCCCACUGAAAAGAUCACUGUCCCUACAGAAAAACUCACUGUCUCUACUGAAAGACCUACCGUCCCCACAGAAAAACCCACCAAUCCCACAGAAAAACCUACCACCCCUAUUGAAAAGACCACCAUCCCCACAGAAAAACCCACCAUCCCCACAAAAAUAUCUACUCUUACCACUGAAUGGCACACAGUUCCUAUAAUACCCCAGCCCAGCCCAACACUUGUACCUACUGAGCCAAAAGUCUUGGUGAUGUCUCCUACUGCUCCAGGUACCUCCAUGACCACUACAACCCCUGGAUACACUCCAGGUAAGUGACAGAGCAUCGAACGGUGUCCCCCAAAUGCCCACUAUGAGCACUGCGCCUGCCCAGCAUCCUGUGAGAGACCCACGCCCAACUGUGGGCUCCCCUGCAAACCCGGCUGUGUCUGCAAUUCUGGCUUUUUGUUUCAUGGAUCCCAGUGUAUCAGUGCCUCGUCCUGCAAUUGCUUCUACAACAACAAUUACUAUGAGCCUGGAGCAGAGUGGUUCAGCUCCAACUGCACAGAACGUUGCCGCUGCAGGCCUGGCAGUCGGAUGGAGUGCCAGAUCUCUCAGUGUGGGACACACACAGUGUGCCAGCUGAAGAACGGCCAGUACGGAUGCCAGCCCUAUGCCGGCACUGCCACCUGUGCCAUCUACGGAGACCCGCACUAUCUCACCUUUGAUGGAAGAUACUUCAGCUUCAUGGGCAAAUGCACCUACAUCUUGGCCCAACCCUGUGGCAACUCAACAGAACCAUUCUUCAGGGUGGCAGCGAAGAAUGAGGACCGAGGACAAGAAGGCAUAUCCUGCCUGAGCAAAGUCUAUGUGACCUUGCCCGAGGUCACCGUCACCCUGCUCAGGGACAGGCGCACGCUGGUUGGGGGUAAGCAAGUCACCCUCCCAGCGGUACCUUCUAAAGGAAUCUUCCUGGCUUCAAGUGGGCGAUUUGUGGAGUUGCAGACAGCGUUUGGUUUGCGGGUGAGAUGGGAUGGCGACCAGCAGCUGUAUGUGAGUGUGCCCAGCACCUACUCUAGCAAACUCUGUGGCUUUUGUGGCAACUAUGACGGUGACGGUAGCAAUGACAACCAGAAGCCGGACGGCAGCCCAGCGCAGGACGAGGAGGAGCUGGGCAACAGCUGGCAGACGGUGGAGGACGAGGACAAGGAGUGCCAGAAGAACCCGGCAAUUCCUCCCUCGUGCAAGUCAGGCUUGCAGAACAGUCUGUCGGGACUUCAGUUCUGUGGACGGCUCUUGGACACCCGCGGAGCCUUUGAGGCGUGUCUGCCUCACCUCAAGGCCAUCUCAUUCUUCAAGAGCUGCAUGUUUGACAUGUGUAAAUUCCAGGGGCUGCAGCCAGUGCUGUGUGCCCAUAUGGCAACCCUGACUGAGAUCUGCCAGGAUGCCGGCUACACGGUGAAGCCCUGGAGGGAAUCCCAGUUCUGCCCAAUGACCUGCCCACCCAACAGCACGUACACGCUGUGUGCCACGGUGUGCCCCGCCACCUGCCAUUCCGGGUUCUCUGGCAUGGCCUGCCCGAACCGGUGUGUGGAGGGCUGUGAGUGCAACCCGGGCUUUGUCCUCAGCGGUCUGCAGUGCGUCCCCUUGUCCCAGUGUGGGUGCCUCGAGCCCAUGGUGGGCUACUUCAAGGUGGGGGAACGGUGGUUCAAGCCAGGCUGCAGACAGCUCUGUACCUGCGAGAGAAGCAGUAAAAUUCGCUGCGUGCAGUGGAGGUGCCAGGCCCAGGAGGUCUGUCGUCAGCAGGAUGGCAUCUAUGGCUGCCAUGCCCUAGGGUCUGCCACCUGCACCGUCUCAGGGGACCCCCACUACCUGACAUUCGACGGAGCCUUGCACCACUUCAUGGGCACCUGCAGCUACAUCCUGUGUAGGCCUUGCCAGCUUAGGUCCGGGGAAAACUACUUCGUCGUGAGUGUCACCAAUGAAUUUCGCAAUGGGAACUUGGAGGCUUCUUACGUCAGAUCCGUCCACUUGCAGAUCUUCAACCUGAGAAUCUCGCUGAUCAAAGGCCGCAAGGUCGUGCUGAAUGGUCGCCGGGUGGCCCUGCCUGUGUGGCCUGCACAAGGCCGGGUGAGCAUAAGACCUAGCGGCUCCUUUAUCCUCCUCUACACGGACUUUGGGCUUCAAAUUCGCUACGAUGGGAACCAUCUGGCCGAAGUGACAGUGCCCUCCUCCUACGCUGGCCAGCUCUGUGGGCUGUGUGGCAACUACAACAACAAUAGCCUAGAUGACAAUCUGCUCCCGAACAAAAGGCCUGUGGACAGCUCAGUUGGCCUGGGAGUCGCCUGGAAGUUCCCUGAGUACUCUGAAGCAGGCUGCUUUGCUAAGGGUCCAAAGCCCUCCAGAUGCCAGGAGAACAGAGGGGCAAACAGCUGGGAAAAGAACUGUGAUGUCUUAAUGAACCCUCAGGGACCCUUCUCUCAGUGCCACGGGGUGGUGCCUCCCCAGUCCAGCUUCACCAGCUGUCUGUAUGGCCAGUGUGGGACCAAGGGGGACACCCUGACCCUGUGCCGCUCCCUGCAGGCCUAUGCAUCCCUGUGCGCCCAUGCCGGCCGGGCCCUCUCCUGGCGGAACAGCACCUUCUGCCCUCUGAAGUGUGCAUCCGGCAGCAGCUACAGCUCCUGUGCCAACCCCUGCCCCGCCACCUGCUUCAGCCUGAAUGCCCGCAGAGACUGCCCAGCAGCGCUGCCCUGUACAGAGGGCUGUGAGUGCCAGAAAGGUCACAUCCUGAGCGGAACCUCCUGUGUGCCCCUCAGCCAGUGCGGCUGCAUCGACCAAGAGGGCUACUACCACCCGGUCGGGGAGAGAUGGUACACGGACAACAGCUGUGCCAGGCUUUGCACCUGCUCCACUUAUAACACCAUCUCCUGCCAGCAGACUGCCUGCAAGCCUGGCCAGAUGUGCUGGCCCCUGGAUGGGCUGCUACGCUGCCGAGCUUCAGGUAUGGGAGUGUGCCGCACCUCUAACCACUCUCAGUACCUCAGCUUCGAUGGCGCUUACCGUACCAUCAGGGACACCUGCACUGUCAUCCUGGUGAAAGUGUGCCACUCCACCAUGGACCUGCCUUUCUUCAAGAUCAGUGUCAAGUAUGGGAAGAAGAAAGGCCAAUCUGCUGUUUCCUACCUCAACCAGGUCAACGUUGAUGUCUUUAAUACCCUCAUCACCUUGAUGAAGGACCAGCGUGUGCUGAUCAACGGCACACAGGUCACCUUUCCCUUGACCACCGAGAUCCGAGGGCUCAGAAUCCGUGUUGUUGGCAACAACACCAUACUCUCUUUUAACAUCGGGGUCCAGGUCAAGUUUGAUGGCAAAGAUUUCUUUGAGGUCCAGCUCCCUGGAGCCUAUUACCAAAAGGUCUGUGGCUUGUGUGGAAACUUCAAUGGUGAGGAGGAGGAUGAGCUCAUGAUGCCCAAUGACGAAUUAGCCCAGAAUGACACUGAAUUUGUGGAGAGUUGGCAAGAUAAGGAGUCUCACCCAAAUUGCCAAAAAGAGAGCCAGGAAACCCGAGCCAUACAGCUGCAGAAUCAGAAUAUAAACUGCAGGAGCGAUGACCUCGCCAGAGCUCAGGAACAGUGCCAGGCGGCCUUUCAGACUCUGGCCUGGACUAAAUGUGCCACCAACGUGUUCCUCAGGCCCUUCCUUCUCAACUGUACCCACAACCUCUGUCAGUUCGGAGGCCUAAACCAUGCCCUCUGUGAAUCUCUGGAAAACUUUGCAGCUGCCUGCCGGGCCCAGGGGCUCCAGCCCCCAAUCUGGAGAAACAGCAGUUUCUGCCCUCUGGAAUGUCCCAUCCACACCCAGUAUUCGUCCUGCGUUCCCUCCUGCUUACCUUCCUGCGUGGACCUAUCACGCCAGUGCAGUGACACCCAAGUCCCCACCAUCUGCAAGGAGGGCUGCAUUUGUCAGUCUGGCUUCGUGCUCAGUGGGAAACAGUGUGUUCCCAGGAGUCACUGUGGUGGCUGCACGGACGACUAUGGCAGCUCCUUCCCUGAGGGUAAAACCUGGAUUGCCAUUCGCUGCACCAGAAGGUGUGCCUGCACUUUGGGAACCGUUCACUGCCAGCAGUUCAGCUGCCCCUCUGGCUCCCAUUGCAAGCCCCAAUCCGACGGCACUGGCACCUGUGAUGUUAACAGUAAGAGGGAACAAUGCUCAGUUUACGGGGACCCCCAUUACCGUACAUUUGAUGGGCUCACCUACCUCUUCCGGGGCCGCAUGACCUAUACUCUGAUAAAGACAGUGGAUGUACUCCCCACUGGGGUGGUCCCCCUGAUCGUAGAGGGGCGCAACAAACUGUAUUCAUCCUGGAGCCCGAUCUACCUGCACGAAAUUAUCGUGAUGAUCUAUGGCUACACAGUCCAGCUCCGGGCUCAGCUGGAACUCGUGGUCAACAACCAGAAGGUGGACAUCCCCUACCAGCCCGAUAAGCGUCUGCAGGUUAACCUGCGGGGCCAUCGCCUGUUUAUGACCACGGACUUCGAGAUGCUUGUCAGCUUCGAUGGAGGCCGAAAUGCAGUGAUCACGCUGCCCAGCAAGUACAAGGGGCUCGUGCGUGGCCUGUGCGGGAACUUUGACGGGAACAAGAAGAAUGACUUCAUGCUGCCCAGUGGCACCGUCACCCAAGACCUUGUCGGCUUUGGCAACAGUUGGGAGGUACAACAGUUGGGAGCAACAGUUGGGAGCCUCGCCCGCUUCUCCAGGGCCAUACAGGAGGAGGAAGAGGAGGAAGGGGAGGAGUCAGGCUCCCGCGCAUCGGAAUGCAGCCCGGAGCAGCUGAAGCUCAUCAAUAGCACCCAGGCGUGUAGGGUGCUGGUGGACCCCCAGGGCCCCUUUGCUGCCUGUCACCAGACUGUGGCCCCCGAGCCCUUCCAGGAGCACUGUGUGUUUGAUCUGUGUGCUGCCCGGACCCUCACAGAGCAGGAGGAACUUCGCUGCCAGGUCCUCAGCGGCUAUGCCAUCAUCUGCCAGGAGGCGGGCGCCACCCCAGCCGGCUGGCGGGACCGCACCCGCUGUGCCUUGGUGUGUCCAGCCAAUACCGUCUAUCAGAGCUGUAUGACACCCUGCCCAGCCUCCUGUGCCAACCCGGCAGCCCCUAGGGACUGCGAGGGCCCCUGCGUGGAAGGCUGUGCCACCCUCCCUGGCUAUGUCUACAGUGGCGCCCGGAGCCUUCCCCUGGACCACUGUGGCUGCACCAGCAACGGCAUCUACUACCAGCGGGGUGACAGCUUUGUGACUGAGGAUUGCUCUCAGCGCUGCACUUGCGCCAGCUCAGGGGUGCUGCUGUGUGAGCCCCUCCGCUGCCGCGCUGGGGAGAUCUGCACCCUGGGGAACCUCACUCGUGGCUGUUUCCGAGAAAGCCCGUGUCUGCGGAACCCCUGUCAGAAUGAUGGGCGGUGCCAGGAGCAGGGAACCCACUUCACCUGUGAAUGUGAACUCGGUUAUGGGGGGCACCUCUGCACAGAGCCCCGGGAUGCGCCACCCCCUGGAAAACCAGAAGCAUCCAACUUUGUGGCCAUCCUGUCGGGGAUGCUUGUGCCUGUGGUAGUCAUAGUGCCGGCAGUAACCAGAGAAUGUGUUUCCAGGAAGAGGAGGAGGAGGGAGAACAUGCAGAUCCAGAACAGAGACAGGCUGGCAGACGCUGAUUUCGUUCCAGAGCAUUCCCUUAGAGUCUCUCAGUUUUGAGUUGCCCUCAAAAAAGGAGAGCGAAAAUAAAAUUUAUUUUUUGAAAUGUGAA
Molecule: messenger RNA, 8635 nt
Organism: Hyaena hyaena (striped hyena)
Lineage: Eukaryota; Metazoa; Chordata; Mammalia; Carnivora; Hyaenidae
Gene: ZAN
Product: zonadhesin
Exons: 49
Cellular component (GO): membrane
Molecular function (GO): protein binding
Source: RefSeq, a predicted model, not a curated record